Molecule: messenger RNA, 2167 nt
Organism: Cuculus canorus (common cuckoo)
Lineage: Eukaryota; Metazoa; Chordata; Aves; Cuculiformes; Cuculidae
Gene: NR2E3
Product: nuclear receptor subfamily 2 group E member 3
Exons: 8
Coding region: 97-1317 (406 amino acids)
Biological process (GO): positive regulation of transcription by RNA polymerase II; anatomical structure development; negative regulation of transcription by RNA polymerase II
Molecular function (GO): nuclear receptor activity; zinc ion binding; RNA polymerase II cis-regulatory region sequence-specific DNA binding
Source: RefSeq, a predicted model, not a curated record
GCAAGGCAAGAGCCCUGCUGCCCACAGAGCACCCACGCCUCGCCGCAGCCCACUGGAGGGAGGGGAGAGGGACAGGUCGGGGACGCCGGGUACAGCAUGGCUGCAUCGCCCACAGGGUCGGUGGUGAGCGCUGGGCUGGACGAUAGCCCCACGGGGCUGAGCCCGGCACCCGGCAAAGCACUGAGCCCUGUGCUGCUGUGCAGGGUGUGUGGGGACACCAGCAGUGGGAAGCACUACGGCAUCUAUGCCUGCAACGGCUGCAGUGGUUUCUUCAAGCGCAGUGUCCGCAGGAAGCUGAUCUACAGGUGCCAGGCUGGGACAGGGCUGUGCCCAGUGGACAAGGCGCACCGUAACCAGUGCCAGGCCUGUCGGCUCAAGAAGUGCCUGCAAGCUGGCAUGAACAAGGAUGCCGUGCAGAAUGAGCGCCAGCCCCGCAGCACAGCCCAGGUCCGGCUGGACAGUAUCGAGCUGGAUGCUGAGCUGCCCCCCGAGCACGUGGCCACCACCCGUGAGGUCCCUCCCAUUCCCUGCUUGGCUCCCUGUGGUCCUGGUGCCACCGUUGCCAUCACACCAGGUCCCCGAGCACCUACACCGCCCACCAACCAUCGCUUCAUGGCCAGCCUGAUGACAGCUGAGACCUGUGCGAAGCUAGAGCCUGAGGACGCUGAUGAGACAGUGGAUGUGACAGGCAGUGAGCCAGAACGGGCAGUUGGCGAGUACCAGGUAGCACCUUACCCAGCAGCCAGCCCCGAAAAUGUCUACGAAACCUCUGCACGUCUCCUCUUCAUGGCAGUGAAAUGGGCCAAAAACCUGCCUGUCUUCUCCAACCUGCCCUUCCGUGACCAGGUGAUCUUGCUGGAGGAAGCAUGGAGUGAGCUCUUCCUGCUCUGUGCCAUCCAGUGGUCCAUGCCUCUGGAGAGCUGCCCGCUGCUGGCUGUCCCUGAGCUGGCCCCAGGAAAGUUGCUACCAGCUGCCCUGGAUGUCCGGGCAUUGCAGGAGACCCUUGGCCGCUUCAAGGUGUUGGCAGUUGACCCCACUGAAUUUGCCUGCAUGAAGGCAGUGGUGCUCUUCAAACCAGAGACGCGUGGCCUGAAGGAUCCCGAGCAGGUGGAGAACUUGCAGGACCAGUCACAGGUGAUGCUGGGCCAGCACAACCGUUCUCACUACCCCGGGCAACCCGUCAGGUUCGGGAAGCUGCUGCUGCUCCUCCCCGCACUGCGCUUCAUCUCCUCUGAGCGCGUGGAGCUGCUCUUCUUCCGCCGGACCAUCGGCAACACCCCCAUGGAGAAGCUGCUGUGUGACAUGUUCAAGAACUGACCUCCCCCACCUCAAUGUUCCCUGGCUUGUUUGUCACCCUGCACUGCCACCUUGUCAUCCUCACCAUGGAUCCCCUCCUCCCGAGAUGCUAUGGGGUGUGAAGGUGCCCAUGGUCCUGUCUCCAGGGUGGUGGUGGGGACCCUGAGAUGCUGCUGGCAGCUGGGAUGUGGGCCCGGCUUUGCUGAGGACACAUGGCCACCCAGGGAGACAGCAGCCUGACGGUGGCAUUGGCCCAGGGGUGAUGCCAGCCUGGAGCAUGACACCAGACCAGGGGUAACAUGGGCCAUGGGGAGAUGACAGCCCAGGGUGUGACAGAAGGCCAAGGGUGACGAUGGUUGGGGGUGAUGGCAGCUCAGGCCUGACACUAGCCCAGGGAUGAUGCCAGGCUGUGUUAUGACACAAGACUAAGAGUGGUGCUGGCUGGAGGCGAUGCCAGCCCAAGGGUGACACUAGUCAUAGGAUGAUGGCCAUCCUGGGAGGGAUGUCUGUCUAGGGAUGACACUGGCUGGGGAUGACCACAGCCCAGGGGUGACCCCGGCCUACAGUGACCCUAGUCCAGGGGUGAACCCCUCCCAGGACUGGGUUUUCCCCAGCAGUGACCUCAGUUCCAUCACCCCAAGGAUGCACGGGGGUGGCCCCUUGGCCCCGUGUCUGGGGGCCCCGCUCUCCCGUAGACUCCAAACAAAGAGAACACAGGCGGCCGAGAUCCCCGUGCCACUGACUUGUGGCCCCUGAUCUCGCGGGGUGAAGGCAUCCACUGAACAGCCAUAGAGUGAAUAAAUACACUGAAAAUACAUUAUUUUGGUGUAAAUAAGUUAAAUACAAACCAGAUGUGUGUAUAUAAUCCAAA